CUUUACUCCUGUACAGAUUGCUAACCACGUAAGCGGCCAAUCGUCCUGAGUCGAUGACACCCUCUGUACCCACGCAUGGCCGUAUUUGAUAACAGUGGAGAGUGAUAGUUAGCCACACACUUGGAAAGACUUGUUGACGGUGUAGGCUAAGCUGGGGUGGGUGUUUCUCUCUCUCUUAUCUCACGUGUGCUCUCUCAUAAAAUCACCAGAGUGCUGUUGUGUACACUUAGUCUUGUGUCCCUAGCCAGGCUUUAUAAGUCCGAAUCUGCGGCGAGUUCACCAAUGUGAUCACCUGACGUUCAGCGGGAAGUGACGAUAGCCUGAGUAAAACAAGGUACGCACGGCGUGUACUCAGGACAGUUGGCGGAACCAGUUCUAUCAAGCCCCUGUAAGAAGAAUGACCAACACUUAUGUGUGGGUGUGCUUAACAUGCAUGUACACGUUGCCUUCCCUGGUCUUAUCUACCGAAGAACCACAGAAACAAAUCACGCCCGGUGCAAGAUUGGUAAGGUCACUAGAUGAAGCUCGACACGAUAUCAACGGUAUGACUAACACCAUCUCCAGCCUUGACGAAGAGCUAGCCAGUAAACAAAAACGGACAUGCAAUAUAGGCGUGAACAGUCACUUUUGCGCCCUGGCUGAUCUGGACAGUAAGAUCCGCUCAAGAGAAUGGCUCAACAGUAUAUACAGUCCCGGUAAACGCAGUAUGGGUGACACGCAAAAGCAAGAAGACGACAUGGACGAAGUAACAAGAGAACUGAAGGAACUAUUGCAGAAGCGUAUUAACCUUGCCAAAUUGAAGGAACUACUGCGUGACGCCGAGCAGGACAUUGUUCAACAGAGGAAGAGGACAUGCGCGGUUGAAGUGGGCGGGACAUGUAGAACAGAGUGGGCUUCGUCCAUCGCUGAUCAGUACUACUAUCUGUUGGGUCCACACAGCCCUGGCAGGAGAAGGAGGAGAUCUCCCAUCCGGCUCUUCAGGAGAAAAAUCGCCACACAAAAACUUUUCGGAAAGCCUGUAAUGUGAUGACUUUUCAAAUAAUGAAUCUUUUAUUACAUUAAUAUGUCAACAUCAGCUCUUUUUAUUCAUCAGCGUUUAUUCUUGUCAUAUGAAUUUGAAUAAGACUACAUGAUAUUAUGACACAUUUACAAUGCUUACUUUUGCAAUAUCUGUUAGUAGCAUAUGUUAAUAAAAAUAUAUUAAUGAAAUUAUAGAAAUCUUACGACUUAGAAUUUAUUGAUAGUGAUCAGAUGGUUAGUUCGGACUAUUUUUUUCCUCUGAAGUACUUAAAUAUUUUUUUCACAUUUUUGGUUGUAAAACAGCUGCAACAUCCGAACGUAAAGUAUGAAGGACUGUAUUGUGAUAAAAGAGCAGCAAAUAAAAUAAAUGAUUAAGGACUUCCCAACCUUCGUAAUACCUAUUUUUUUCUUGUCGUAUUUUCGUGUAGUCAUUUCCGUAUUGCGUAUCGGGCAUUCCAUCACCGUAGUGUAAAUU
Messenger RNA from Mizuhopecten yessoensis (Yesso scallop), 1495 nucleotides. RefSeq lists its product as uncharacterized. The record is from RefSeq and is a predicted model, not a curated record. Bases 398 to 1027 code for a protein of 209 amino acids. The transcript is spliced from 6 exons. Lineage: Eukaryota; Metazoa; Mollusca; Bivalvia; Pectinida; Pectinidae.